Glossina fuscipes is the source of this 336-nucleotide messenger RNA. RefSeq lists its product as uncharacterized. NCBI's taxonomy places the organism in Eukaryota, Metazoa, Arthropoda, Insecta, Diptera, Glossinidae. The coding region runs from base 1 to 336 and encodes 111 amino acids. The transcript is spliced from 2 exons. The record is from RefSeq and is a predicted model, not a curated record.
AUGACUAAUGUAGAAGAAAUUACCGACGAAAUACGUGAUAUAUUUUGUCGUUAUAAAAAAAAACAAAAAUCAGAUCUUUUGAAUAUGUUAAAUGAUGUACGUUGCUGUAAUUGUAAUCAUAAAUCACGCAUAAACGGAGUUCAUAACCAAAUGCUAUGGUUUAAAAAGAUGACACGAUUUUAUCAAAUUGGUUUCGGUGUGCUUAGUUUCUUCAUAAUUUUUGGAACUUACGUACUAUGGUUAACCAGUUAUUACAAUGAAGCUCGUAAUUAUGGAGGAGAAAGUUCCACCAGGUGUUUCCUUUGGCCUUUCAGUAGUUGUCCUGUUGCUUUUUAG